AUGGACACAUGUGCCUCUGCUACGGUACUUAUGGGUUUUGUACACAAAAGCUUUUCAGACCCAUCAGGUGUUGCUGUUGAUGAAAAGAAGUACAGUGCAAUGAUUGGAUCAAUAUUCUAUCUUACGCCAAGUCGUCCAGACAUUAUGCUUGCUACAUGUCUAUGUGCCAGAUUUCAUGUCAAUCCAAAGAUGUCUCAUCUUUUGUCUAUUAAGCAAAUAUCCCGAUACCUCAAAGGUACAGAGAGUCUCGGAAUCUGGAACCCAACAAACAAGAGUUUUCUCCUUCAAGCAUAUUUAGAAUCAAAAUAUUGUGGUCUACAAUUGGACAAAAAACACACAUUAGGUGGCUGCCAAUUUUUGGGUGGUCGUUUGGUUAGUUGGUCAUCUAGGAAACACAAUUGCAUUGCACUCUUAACAACCGAAGCAGGAUACACUAUUGCUGCUAGUUGCACAUCUCAAGCUCUUUGGAUGAAAUCACAACUUUUGGACUAUGGUUACUGGUUCAACGAAUUCCAAUCUGGUGUGAUUCACAAAGUGCCAUUACAAUCUUGCACAAUCCAAUUCAACACUCAAUGGCGAAGCACAUCGAUAUACGGAAACAAUUCAUUGAAGAUCAUGUUUUAA
Molecule: messenger RNA, 624 nt
Organism: Lactuca sativa (garden lettuce)
Lineage: Eukaryota; Viridiplantae; Streptophyta; Magnoliopsida; Asterales; Asteraceae
Product: secreted RxLR effector protein 161-like
Source: RefSeq, a predicted model, not a curated record